This is a messenger RNA of Kickxella alabastrina, 779 nucleotides long. RefSeq lists its product as uncharacterized. The record is from RefSeq and is a predicted model, not a curated record. Gene Ontology annotation, cellular component: EMC complex. The coding region runs from base 136 to 741 and encodes 201 amino acids. NCBI's taxonomy places the organism in Eukaryota, Fungi, Kickxellomycota, Kickxellomycetes, Kickxellales, Kickxellaceae. The transcript has a single exon.
GCGACUCUCUACCUUCACAACGCGUAACUAACUCCCUUUCUUUUUUUUUUACUCACCAAAUUCAAAUUUUAACGUUGAACUUUUUUGUACUUUAAAAAAUCUUUAAUUUCACUUUCACAUCUCACUCAGAAAAUCAUGCCCGAAUACAUUGUAUCGUCACAAGCCUACUCCAAGGCCAUCCUGCACAGUGCCAAAUACCCCUGGGCCACGGUCCAAGGUUUCUUCCUAGCAGAAAAGAAAGACACCAAGUACCGUCUCAUAGACGCCAUCGCGCUCUCGCACACCUGGACGCAGCUCACUCCCAUGUUCGACGUUGCACUGCAGCAGGUCCAGAACUACGCGCAGUCCCUCGGUCUCGUAAUCGCCGGAUACUACGUUGCCAACGAGACUCCCGAGGUAAUACAGCUCUCGGCAUCCAGCGCACAGUUGGCGAAAACCCUGCUGGGGAUUAAUCCUGAUGCUGUUUCAUUUGUUAUUGACGUUAGAAAGUUUAAAACUGGGGAGGUGCCUGCGUUGGUUCCGUUUGUGUUUGUGGAUGCCCAGUGGAAGGAGAAGGAGGGUGCCUUUUCGGCGAAGACCGCGGGAUUCUCGUUGGAGAAUAACCAGGCCCUGACUACUGCGAGGAUAUUGGUCGAGGAGAGGGCGGAAGUAGGCGUUUAUGAUUUUGAUGAGCAUCUGGAUAAUGUCUCGCUUGAUUGGUUGCAGAACAUCGCCCUCAAUGAGCGUAUCAGAACCGCUUGAGAUUUUUUAUUGUAUUAAAUAAAUUUCAUACAGCAACC